Messenger RNA from Melampsora larici-populina 98AG31, 1224 nucleotides. RefSeq lists its product as uncharacterized. Gene Ontology annotation, biological process: intracellular signal transduction; protein phosphorylation. Bases 1 to 1224 code for a protein of 407 amino acids. NCBI's taxonomy places the organism in Eukaryota, Fungi, Basidiomycota, Pucciniomycetes, Pucciniales, Melampsoraceae. The transcript is spliced from 7 exons. Gene Ontology annotation, molecular function: ATP binding; protein serine/threonine kinase activity. The record is from RefSeq and is a predicted model, not a curated record. Gene Ontology annotation, cellular component: cytoplasm.
AUGUCGGAUGGAAUGGGAUUGGUGAAGGCUGAAGUGGCUAUUAUGAAAAAAUUGGCUCAUCCUAAUAUCGUUUCACUCAUCGAAGUGAUAGAUACAGAUACAGAUAGUUUAUUCUUUGUUUUAGAAUUAUGUCCAUACGGAUCAGUCAUGCCAAUAGAACUAGGAAAAGAUCCAAGUUCAUCUCGUUUAUCUAUCAACCAAUCUAAGAAUAUCUUUAGACAAAUCGUUUUAGGAAUUGAGUAUUUACAUUUUAAUGAGAUCUUACAUCGGGAUAUUAAACCGGAUAAUGUGUUGUUUUUUGAUGAUCCUACAAAAACCGAGAUGCCUUUGUGUAAGAUUGUGGAUUUUGGAGUUAGUGAGAAGUUUGGUAAGGAUGGAGAUGAUACUACCAAAAAAUUAGCUGGUUCACCUGCUUUUAUUUCUCCUGAACUUUGUGCUUCAACUGGUGGAACAAGAGGAAAACCAGCAGAUAUUUGGGCCAUGGGUGUUACCUUGUAUACACUUGUGGUUGGGAAAUUGCCUUUUGAGGAUACGAACCAAUUAGCAUUAUGUGAAAAGAUUAUGAAGGAUCCGUUAGUGUAUAGACUUUUUAUACCUGAUGGACUGGAUCCGGAUCUGGAAGAUUUAUUGAAAAGGUUAUUAGAUAAAUCACCUGAUUCUCGAAUCGAAAUGCAUGAGAUCAAAGAACAUCCAUGGGUGACUAAUCAUUCUCAAGAUCCAUUACCAAGUACAUCAGAAAAUGUCACACCUGUCAAUCCACCUACCGAAUUAGAAAUCGCAUAUGCUUUUAAAAGUUUAAGGUCUUUGAGUACGAUUGUGAAAGCUGUGACUAGGUUGAAGGCUAGGUAUAGGUUAUCACGUAGAACACUUUCUCAUGAUGAUGAUGAUGAAAUUAAACCUACGAUUCUUAGGAAUGGGAAUUUAUCGGUCACACUUGAGAAGGAGAAGGAGAAGGAGAAGGAUGGGAAGGAAGAAUCGGGUGUACUGGAAGAAUCGGGGGUGGAUGGAUCGGUUUGUUUGUCGCCUGGGUCUUUGGUUCUUGAACUUGAGAGUACUUCUACUUUACCUUCUACUUCUACUUCGUUACUUUCACCACCUUCUAAUUUGUUAAUUUCUCCGUCUGCUCCUGCUCCUGCUUCUGCUUCUGCUUCUGCUUCUGCUUCUUCUUCUGAUACUUUGGGAUUUGAAGAAUCUUUUGAAACUUGUUUGGAUCUCAAUCAAUGA